AUGCUUAAUUCCCCUAUUCUCACAGACAUUCCUCAGCUGACAGUGAGUUCUACAGUCAUCAGAGAGACAGAAUCAGUUCAGCUGAGUUGUGAGACUCCUCCCUCUCUCCCUGUGUCUCACUGUUACUUCUACAUAGAGGGGGGGAAGAUUCUUCCAGACUCAUCGUGUACGCAGACAAUAACAGGAACUGAGCUGCUCAAGAGGUCUGGUCAAACAUUUCCAGCUUUGGUCAAAGUGACGUGUUACUAUGCUGUAUGGAAGUCUCACACAUCUCCUUUUAGUAACCCUGUCUCAAUCACUGUUCAGGAUCCAAAACCAGACAUUAGAGUCAAUUUUGAUGGGUACUUCAACAUCAUCUGUUUGAUUCCUGGAUCCGUCAGUCCUGACACCACCUGUAACCUGUAUGUUGGAGAGCAGAGUCAGCCAUCCUUCACAGCAAAGAUCUGGAAAAGAAAACCCCUCUCAGCUUCCAAACAGUGGUUCUGUAGAUUCAUUGUAACUGAGAGUGACCUGAUCAGUGGUCUACAGUCAGUGAGGAGUAAGGAGGUGAGCUGUGACUACAGAGUGAGCUCAGGACCAAACUCUCUCUCACCACAUAGUGAUGGGAAAAGCUUUGCACAUCUGGUGGGAGUUCCCAUCAGUGAUCCAACAACUAUACAGACACCUUCUAUAGCAGAAACCUUACUUGUCAUUCUGACUCCUCAUUCUACUGAAUCAACUGCACCACUCACCAUAACCUCUGAGAUCUCUACAGGAAACACCACUGACCCCACACUGACUCCAAUGGGGAUAGAUCUGGUGGGAGUUCACAUCAGUGAUCCAACAACUAUACAGACACCUUCUAUAGCAGAAACCUUACUUGUCAUUCUGACUCCUCAUUCUACUGAAUCAACUGCACCACUCACCAUAACCUCUGAGAUCUCUACAGGAAACACCACUGACCCCACACUGACUCCAAUGGGGAUAGAGCCACUUGAUUUCCUGUGGCGUCACAUCCUCACUGUGUUGGUUCUACUGGCUACCUGUGGAGUAAUUAUACACUAUGUCUUCUCCCAUCAAUACCCUAAAGCUGUUCCAAAGAGAAGCAGGAGGGUGGAUCAGAGCAAUGAAGACUUUUCCUUGACAGUGUGCUAAAUCACUGUGCAUACCUACAAACAUACACGCAUGCACACACACACACACACACACACACAUACAGACAGACACACAAACGUAUUUUUACAUUCCAUUUAUUUUUUUUACGUUUUAUGCAUCUUUGAGAUUUCUGUGAUUUUUCUUUAGAAAUUGAGUGCAUGAUAGUGUUGCUAGGCAAGUUGAAAACUUAAUGUACAAAGUGUACAUACAUACAUUGACUGUACAAAACAUUAAGAACACCCUCCCCACAGUUUAAAGUAAGUUACUAACUAGUGUUAUGGACAACAAGGUGUUGAAAGUGUUCCACAGUGAUGCUGACUCCAAGGCUUCCCACAGUUGUGUCAAGUUGGAUGGCUGUCCUUUGGGUGGUGGACCAUUCUUGAUACACACGUGAAACGGUUGAGCAUGAAAAACCCAGCAGCGUUGCAGUUCUUGACACAAACAGGUGCGCCGGGCACCUACUACCAUACUCCGCUCAAAGGCACGUAAAUAUUUUGUCCUUCCCAAUCGAUGUCUCAAUUGUCUCAAGGCUUAAAAAUCCCUCUUUAAUCUGUCUCCUCCCCUUCAUCUACAAUGCUUGAAGUGGAUUUAACAAGUAAAAUCAAUAAGGGAUCAUAGCUUUCACCUGAAUUCACCUGGUCAGUCUUUGUCAUGGAAAGAGCAGGUGUUCAUAAUGUUUUGUUUUGUACACAUAUACAUACAUACAUUUGCACACAUACAUUUUUGUUUAACAUCGUUUUCCUACCUUUUCUAUAAUCUUUGUUGAAAUUGACUGCAUGAUAGUGUUGCAGGCAAGUUGCACACAGCAAUGUUAAUUAUUAAAGCUUUUCAAAUAACA
Molecule: messenger RNA, 1972 nt
Organism: Salvelinus fontinalis (brook trout)
Lineage: Eukaryota; Metazoa; Chordata; Actinopteri; Salmoniformes; Salmonidae
Product: soluble scavenger receptor cysteine-rich domain-containing protein SSC5D-like
Exons: 8
Coding region: 1-1134 (377 amino acids)
Source: RefSeq, a predicted model, not a curated record